Messenger RNA from Exophiala oligosperma, 2758 nucleotides. RefSeq lists its product as uncharacterized. The transcript has a single exon. Bases 201 to 2621 code for a protein of 806 amino acids. The record is from RefSeq and is a predicted model, not a curated record. NCBI's taxonomy places the organism in Eukaryota, Fungi, Ascomycota, Eurotiomycetes, Chaetothyriales, Herpotrichiellaceae.
GAAUUCCAAAGCACCGUAAAUUGUUUUCUCCCGGUGACACGAACCUCAGCAGAACUAAAAUGCGGCCCGCGCCAUUGUCACUUUCAUGUACCCGGUAAACAAACGCACAGAAAUGUGUCUUGCCUUCUUCUGCCCUUUGGUUCCCCAUCAUUGUCUCAGAAUCCUCGAUAUGUCACUGCGACAAUAACACAGCAUCCAAGAUGCGUCGCUCGGCUCGUCUCUCUACCAUCAACACAAUUGAAAGCCGACAGAAACCACAAGACUCAGAGGACUCAAUACGCGAUGUCACUGACAUUUUGAAUGCAGAAGCUAGCAACGUCAAUCGAACGCCGAGUUCGAAGAGGAAGCGGAAGUCAACGCAGAAAGCCCAAAAUGAAGAGUCACCCACCAAGAGAAGGGAAGUUGAAGACUUGCCGAAAUCCACUCCCGCCAAUCCUCCACAGAGCAGAACUUCCACGAUACGAUCUUCUGGCAAGCUGAAAGCGCGUUCUUCUCUUGUUCCCCGACCGCCCCCCUCGAGGCGGAAUGACUUUGAUCUUCCCGAAUCGCCGACCGAUGAACCAGAAGCGAGGAAUCUCAUCAUCCCGCCGGUGAGGAUGAGGGUAUUGAACAAGAGAAAGCAGCUGCCAGUUUCGCCAUUUAGAGGUCGCGGAGAAUUGGACACAAGAUCAACGGCAAUGGUUCAUUUAGAUGACUCCCCUAGAAAGAUCGUCACCAAGAACAGGCUGCAGAAGAUCGGGACAUCCUUUUUAAAGUUGAAGUCUACUGCACACCAACAAGCCUCGACAAACGUUCCCUUCAAUGGCGACGUACUUGCACAAGCUCUUGUUGCGUCCGAUGGCCCAGAUACCCCAAUUCUUUUUCCAUCUCAAAGCAACAACGCGGCGUCUACGGAUGCCGAGCCCAACACACCGGUGAAGCGAAAGAUUCCCCAGUCUUCCGGCAGACGAGCCAAGCGAGGGGCUCGCAAGGCGUCUGCGGCCUCUGCAGUACACGAGCAAGAGCACAUGAGUCAAUCGGCCAAUAUGUCCAACCCGCUCGCACAUGCUGUGGCGGCAACGCAAAACGAACGUGAUAGUCCCAAACCCGGAACAAAGAUAUACGCGCUCCCUGAACUGCCAGCGACCGCUCGUCUCGUCCCCGCGGAACCCCUUGCAGUGUCCAGGCGAGGCGAACAGGAGCUAAACGCCCCUACAUCUAGAGUACGACAGCCUCCUAAAGUGUCGAAACAAAUUGGCCCACGAGACGUGGACGAGGAUGACAACAUUAACAAUAACGAAGGAGUUCCAGAUCCAGGAGAUGCUGACGACAGAGAGAACGAUCACGGUAACGAACCAGAAGAAAGCGAUGAUCAAGAAGAACACCAAGCUAAUCAUGACGUUCAAGAACCUCGACAGAGACCACGAGUCCAACGCCCAGAAACCGAAGCCGGGAGACGAAGGAGACAGCAAGCAGAGUCUGAACAGGAAGAUACCAAGGCAAGGCGCAUCCGAAAGGCGAUGAGUGGCAUCGACGAAGCAGCAGAAAUGUUUGGCUGCAAAAUACCCUGGCGGGCAGCUCUCGUAGCUUCGGCUGAAAUAAUCGACGAGCGGGCGUACACGGAGCUCAGAUCCACGAAUGGCAAAGCUGUAGCCCGCUCGUUGAGAUCGCUAGUCGAAUUGUACAGAGAACUCAGUCGCCAGAAUUUCGACCUCGAUGAGGAUUGUACUACGAAUACUGUUCAGCAAGAUCUUCAAGUCUACAGACAGCGAUGUCUGCACAUCAGUGGUUAUAGGCAUGCCCCAGUUGUCGACCGUCAUCAAGAGCGCAAACGCGAACGCAGACACCUGAUAUGGGAUAUCUACGAAUACCUCAUCCCUGACUCCCUGAAAUUGGCCAAAUACAUUCUUCGCGCACGAUAUCAAAACAGCACCCUCGCUGCGUCCGCUCUUAAGGAAGUGAUGGAAGUCUUGAAAAACGUAAGAUUAUUAGGGGAGAGUGCAGCCCAAUGGAAGCCAAAGGUUCCCGCUGGCGUCAAACGAAAGACGCUGUUGGAGAUCAAACAGAACGUCGACCAAAUAAUAGCUCAGUACCAGAAAGAAGUUGCGCUCGAAGAUCAAAAGAGCUAUCGGGAUGUGCUAGAGAUCAGACAAAGAGCUGACCGUGAACAGUUCUUGACUGAGGUGGAGCGACGGCGAGCUGCGAACAGAGAAAAGCAUCGCCCCUACGCCGCUCGCAUGUCUAGGAAACCAGUUGACCAGAUCACCGACAUCGAUGAUUUGAAUCUGGAUGAGCAGUUUUCGCAAUAUGGACACCGUGAAACAAGUCAACCAACACGCGUUGACACCACAUCCGGCAAGCACUGUAUUCAAUACCAAUCUGGUCCAGAGAUACCUCCAGCAAAAGCAGUGAAGUGGCACCCGACCGAAAUCCAGCUCUUGGUGGACGCUCUUCAAAAAUACACCUCCAUAACGAGGUUCGCAGACAUAGUCGCUGUCUUUGGGGGCCCUCGGGGUAAGCUUGGUAGGUACAAUAUAAACCAGAUCUUCGCCCAGGCACGUUGGAUUAAAUGGAGCAUGUUGAGGGGACCGUACGAUCUCUCUGACGGGCAAUGGGACUGGUUACUUUCUUUACCCGACUGAGAUGAAUAAUCAACCUAUUGGAUCAGUUAUGAGUCUGAAAUGGGCGAGCGGACGACGAGAUUUUACGAUUAACGGAUUAAAGAUACCCCUGUAGCAUGUUUAGACCCAUCUGGGCAGGAAAUCGGAUUACUCUGUUG